AUGUCAACAACAACAGCAGCGGUAGGCAUCCAAUGCGGCGGAGCGACGAACAGGGGCGCAACGGGACUUGGUUGCAGGGUGAUCUUCGCUGUUUCCAUGGCGUCCAGGCUCUCGAGCGGCAGCGACGGUGCAAUGACAGUCGACGGCGACGUUGUCGUGGGUGACAAGGUCGACAUCGAAGGCGCAACUGAUGCGGCGCCGUCUUCUUCUUCUUUCUCUACCGAAUCGGCUACAGCUUCAGCUUGCGACCGUGGCGGUGCUGUCGAUACAGGUGGGGUAGCGAUCUCCACCUCUUCCAUGGCUGUCGUGGUCUCGAUUUGCGACGACGGUGGUUCGGAGGCACUCGUCGGUGCGACAAAAGGGAAGGACGACAACGGCGGUGCAGGCUUUGCGCCGUCAGCAUCUUCUACAUCGUCCUCUACCGAAUUGGAAGCUUCAACUUGCGGCAGUGGUGCGGUGACUCUAUCGUAG
Messenger RNA from Linum trigynum, 471 nucleotides. The record is from the annotation of a GenBank genome assembly. NCBI's taxonomy places the organism in Eukaryota, Viridiplantae, Streptophyta, Magnoliopsida, Malpighiales, Linaceae.